AUGUCGGAAAAUAACUCAAUUUCAAGAAAUAAUAACGAUAACACAAGGAAGAAAAAUGCCAAAAAAAAUACCAAACCAGCAACAACAGCAGCAAUUGAAGACCCGCGUUUCGCUCACUCACUUACAGAUCCAAGGUUUAGACGUCCUAAAAAAAAGGAUAUGAAAAUAACUGUAGAUGAACGUUUUUCUGAUAUGCUCAAUUCCAAGGAGUUUGGCGUAUUUUCAAAGUUCGAUAAACGUGGACGAUUGAAAACAAUUGAUGAUUCAGCAAAAGAAUUAAAAAGAUAUUACAAUUUGGAUGAUGAUCAAUUAGAUGUUUCUGAUUCAUCGUCAUCUCCUUCUGAAGAUGAUGAUGUUUCUGAUAUAUUGUCAUCAGAUUCUUCUUCUUCUGGUGAUGAUGAUGAGCCAACCCACAGUGGUAAUUCAGAGCUUAUUGAAGAAGAAGAGCAAAUUACAUAUGGGGAAGAAACUCUUCGAUUAGCGGUUAUAAAUAUGGAUUGGGAUAAUAUAAAAUCAGCAGACCUUAUGAAAGUUUUCGCUACAUUUGUACCUAAAGGUUCAUUGAUAAAAUCUGUUAAAAUAUAUCCUUCUGAAUUUGGCAAAAAAAGAUUAGAUAGGGAAACGGUUGAAGGACCACCAAAAGAAAUAUUUAAAAAAACCGAUGAUUCUAAUUUAAAUGAAUCAGGUGAUGAUUCAAAUGAUGAUGACAAUGACGGCGAGGUUACUGAAAAGAACAUAAUAAAUGUGAGUGAUGGCAAGGAGUUUGAUGAAGAUGCGUUGAGAAAGUAUCAAUUAGAAAGGUUAAAGUACUAUUAUGCAGUUGUUGAUUGUGACUCAGUCAAGACUGCCAAGUGCAUUUAUCAAAACUGUGAUGGCGUAGAAUUUGAAAGCACUGGAAAUUUUUUUGAUUUACGCUUUAUUCCUGAUGAUGUGGAGUUCAAUGAUUUACCAAAGGAUGAAUGUUAUCAAGUGCCGGAUGUUUAUAAACCAGUUGAUUUUGUGACUGAUGCAUUGCAACAUUCUAAUGUGAAGUUAACAUGGGACAAUGAUGAUCCUGAUCGUGUAAAAAUAAUUAAACAAAAAUUUUCAAAAAAUGAUUUGGAAUUAAUGGACUUUAAGUCAUAUCUUGCUUCAUCUAGCGAAGAGGAAGAAUCAGAUAAUGAGGUUGAAGAGGCAAGGCAAAAAUAUAAGGACCUAUUAAUUGAUUUAGAAAAAAAUAAAUCAGAUGAAGAUCAAGAUAUUCAGAUCACAUUUGCACCUGGUUUAAGUGAAUCCGCUACAUUAAAUGAUUCACACAAUGAUUCAGAUGAUAAUGAAGAUGAAAUGUUGUUAGGUAUUAAUAAAAAUAAUAGUAAUAAGGAAGAAAAGAAAAUUUUAAAACAACAAGGAAAAUUAUUAGAAAAUAACAAGUAUAAAAAGAAUAAGGAAAAAUAUGACAGUGAUGAUGAUGAAAUUACCAAAACAAGAUUUAAUGUUACAAAAUUAUCCAAAAAAAAAUCAAAAAAAAAUACACACAAACUUUCAAAACUAGAACAACAAGAGGCCGAUCGUAAUAGAGCAGAAUUAGAAUUAUUGUUGAUGGAUGAUGAAGAUAACUUAGUUGGUGAUGGGGAUGUUCAGCAGGAGGAGAAUGAUAAUUUCGAAAUUGAUUUGGAAGACACACGAUUUGUUGCUUUACACGACUCAUAUCACUUUGCCAUAGAUCCUACUAGCCCUCAGUAUCCUUUAUCUUUAUUCACGUGA
Messenger RNA from Entrophospora sp. SA101, 1743 nucleotides. NCBI's taxonomy places the organism in Eukaryota, Fungi, Glomeromycota, Glomeromycetes, Entrophosporales, Entrophosporaceae. The record is from the annotation of a GenBank genome assembly.